Messenger RNA from Ostrinia furnacalis (Asian corn borer), 12525 nucleotides. RefSeq names its product microtubule-associated protein futsch. Gene Ontology annotation, molecular function: protein binding. The transcript has 19 exons. Lineage: Eukaryota; Metazoa; Arthropoda; Insecta; Lepidoptera; Crambidae. Bases 360 to 11594 code for a protein of 3744 amino acids. The record is from RefSeq and is a predicted model, not a curated record.
GUCACUCCGCGGCAGUGAUCAGUGAUCGCUCGGACGCCGCUCGCGCCGCACGCUCCACGCUCCGCUCGAAGCCCCGCGAAAAAACAACAACACCCCGACCCCGAGUGACCCUAAAGUGCAUACCGAGCGGUCGGACGAACGAAACGACUUCGCGAACUCACCGCCAUAUUUAUGAACGAUCCUCGUUAACCACUAACACCCGCUUCGCUAUAACUUAAUAAGUGAGCUUAAUUAACUGUUACUCUUAUUAAUUAACGCAAAGGUGAAAACGAAACCAGCGAACUGUGCACUGAAGACAGAGUUGGCGAAUUUUAAAUGUUAACGGGCGGUGGUCGCUGACGGCGGCGCCGGCGCUCAGAAUGUCUGAAGGAGACGUGUCACUUAUUCGCGACGAGGACGUGUUGCGGCGUAUGUGGCAGCAGACAGAGGACUUCUCCCGCAAGAAAGAGAUCCGCGCACACAUGUACCGCCUGCGCGAGGAGCGCCUGCGCAACCUCUACUCGCCGGAGCCUGCCGGCGACAAAGGUUGUGAGUUCACGUCGACGCAGGGCCACGUGAAGUCCUUCGCCGACCAGAGCUUCCAGUCCAUGAAGAGCAAGGAGGUGCGCGACGCGGGCUCCCCGCCCAAGGAGUUCACGUACCGCGGCCAAGAUCUGAAGGAGCUCUCCAACGCCGGCUGGAACGUCGAGUCCGAGAACACGACCAGCGACGACGGCCACACGCGCGUGCGCACCGUCGCCGCCGACGUCGCCGGACACUACGACGUGCCCGGCGGCCGCGGGCACUUCGCCGCGCUCGAUACGCAGCGCCGCGCUCACACCGAGUACCACGACGACACCUCCAGCCUCCAGCGCGACGAGAGCUCCACCAGCACGGCGGCCCGCGAGCACGUCGUGCGCCAGACCGACGACGGAACCCACGUUUCGUCCUCGAAGACCAGCUCCUCCUCCACGUCCAAGUUCCAGCAGGUCUCCUCGACGAAACUCGACCCAGUGCCAUAUUUAACCGACGACGACUGUGACCGACGACAAUUCACGCGCGACACUAACCGUACCGAAGAAACGCAGAGAAGAGAGGCGACUAACGAUUACGAGCAAAACUUGAGAAGGAGCGAUUUGGAAACCGGGGAACUGGUGUCCAGGAAGGUGGACUACCCCGACGACGACACCAAAGUGAUCGUGGAGACGCGCCGCCUGCCCGACGGCACGCGCGUCACCAGCACGCGCCGCGAGUUCCGCGCGCCCGCGCACGUCAGCCGCGCCGAGCACCGCGAGCACCGCACCACCAGCGAGAACAGGUCCUCCCGCACCACGUCGCAACAAAAAUCUGACGUGAGGGAAUCGACCUCGAAAAUUACCCGUCACAAUGUCGACAAUGAUUUCGUUGACAUCGUGGACUCCCAAAAGACGUCCGACGACUAUGAUUUCAAAAGGGAUCAGCGAACACACUAUACGACGACCGAGAACGACACCUACGACAGUCAGAAGAGAGUGAACAAGCAGCGGCUCGAGUCCGAUGUGAACGAAAUCAGACGUGACGUCGUCACGGACGAGAGGAGCGCGCGGCGACCCGGUCCGCAGGAGUGCGAUCAGCCCAAGAGUACGGCGGAACGAGUUCAUCACACGACCAGAGAUAAUAAGGUCGAGGAAGUGGUCGAGAGAAAAACGAGCACGGAGAGAUACCAGACGACGUACCAAACUGAUUUUUCUCAAAAGAAGAUAAGCAACGACUGGAGUCCGUCGCAGCAGGCCUGGGCCAGCUCGCUGCGCGCCGACACGCCGCCCUCCACGCGGCCCUCCACCCGCGCCUCGUCGCCGGGCGCCCGCACUUUUCAGUCGAGCACGUCGUCCCUGAGGAGCAGCGUCAGCCCCGACAAGACCUCCAGGAAGCCUCCGAGCCGCGGCGGGAGUCCCAGCAAAGUCGACAGACACUCCCCGACUCGUACCGUGUCCGAUAGAUACUCGAGCUCCCAUUCUACGCAAUCCGUCACCGAGAGCAAGACGCACAGGUACACCAGUCCCGAGGGAAGACCUCCUCACGGAAAAUCUCCCACUAGACCUGGCUCCAGUCCGGAUAGAAAGCCGCAGGACGGAUCUAGACCGAGAUACAGCGUUAGCCCUGAUAAGAAACCGCAAGAUUAUACGUACCGCCCGAGUGCCAGUCCCGACAGGAGCUCUCCGAACAAAACCGGUCCAGCUGACAACCACCCUCGAACGGCUUCCCCGUCUAGGCCUGUGGGUCAUUCGAUGAGACUGAGCGUGAGUCCUGAUCGAAAACCAGCACCCAAGGGACAGAGAUCUAGCCCGAGCCCCGAUAGGAAGCCUGCGUUUGAUGGCACCCCAGCGGAUAGCUUUCCUAGACAUACUUCUCCCUCGAAGCCUCGAGAUCAUAAUGAUACAUAUUCUACGAGACCUAGUCAGAGCCCUACCAGAAAACCAGGUGAGGGAACCACAAAAAGCCCUACGAAAGAAUAUUCUACUCCGACUGACUCGACCCCAGGAUAUAAGAUUCCUGCAGACCAAUAUUCAAGUCCUACCGCCAAUUUCCCACGUAGCACUUCUCCUUCAAAGCUCAAUACGAGACCCAGUUCGAGUCCCGAAAGGAAGCCUGCUUAUCAAAAGGAAGCUACACCUCAGCAACCGAGAGUCAGCCCGGAGAGAAAACCCGGAUAUAUGAGACCGACGGCGACCACCAAGACCAGUCCUACGACUGAUGCACCGAGAAGUGCACCUCACAAGCCCUCCGCGAGCCCCGAUAGGAAGUCCCCCGCUAGACAAUCGAAGAUAACAAAAGCAACAGAAGAUCAUUACACAUUCAUCGAUGAAGAAACUAAAAUGUACACUCGUACUGGUAGACAAGACGUGAGCGUUACAGAAAAAGACUACGGAACAACUGAUAACAUACACCGCGCACACGAGAAAGUUCCAUCUCCGGCGCGCCACAGCCCUUCAGGUGACAGCCGCCCGGACACUCCGCGGUCAACACUAAGGAAAACUUCUCGUUCGCCGUCUCCCCCUAAAGGGCCUGUUACUUUUACUCAAGAUCAAGUCGAUAAGGUAACGAAAAAUUCAACAACAGAAAAAGAUGUUACAGACUUUACGAAGUACACUAGUUACACCGAUGAUGUCACAACGCAUCAACAAAAACCUACCGAUAGAGACUACUCAUCCCCUGUGAAAGACAAACCCUCGACGAUAAAGGAUUCGGAAAAAUCGACCAAAGAUGUCCCUAGCAAGGAAGGCUCGCCGUCUAAAUUUGGAACGUACGAUAAAAAACAGCGAAACUCACAACAUAAUGUGGAUGAAGUUACACAAAUCACCACAGAACAGAGUCGAUACGACUCCUUAACGCGUCGCGAAAAAUCUAGUUCUCCUAGAAAAGUUCCUGACGUCCCAUCCUCGCCCACUAAAAAGACUCCAAGGGAUAGUGUGUCGCCCACCAAGUCUGUCACAAAAGAUUCUAAAUUUAAACAUACGAAUGAGUUUAUUAAUGUGGAGAGAACAACCGAGGAAAUCAACAAGAAGACGGUUACUAAAGAUCGUCCCAGACAACUCGUCACUCCUUCGACUAGUCCCACACGAAAGCCUAAACCGGUUGAGACUGCACCAUCGACGGGACAAAGCUCACCCACGACCUCUGUCAGUGGGUUUGUGUACUUCAGCUCACCGCGACCGCAACAAACCAUAGUAACAGACUUGGACGAUGAAGACACUUACGUGGUGACCAGUGAAACUGAUGAAAUGACUACUUAUCAAAGGCGACCUGAUACCCUUGAAUUUACUCGAUCACCAUCACCUUCUAAAAUUCCAUGCAGAUCACCAUCUCCUGAGAAACGAGGCACACCAACUGACAGUCUGCCAAGAAAGAGCUCUUUGAAGAAACCUGUCAAUUACACAAACCGAGUAUCCCCGACUGAGAAGCCUCCGUCUAGUUUUCAGGUGUCGCCAACGGUUGAAACUCCCGAUCAUCCCGAGCACACAAUUGUAAAGAAGGAUCGUCCUGAGGAGCCGAGAACUGGCGAACCCGUAGCCAAGCCUAAGCCACCUUUGGAAAGACGAGAGACUUACGAAGAGCGAUGUCGAAAAAUCCUGGGUAUGAUGGAAGACAAUAGAAACAAAACUGCAACUAAGAAAACCCUUCUUUUGAAUGAGCCUGAGGCCGACACUGGUUCACCUAAUAUGUCUCCUUACUUAACUCCGAGCCCGAAAGAUGAUACGCCGUUUAAAUACCCCAACCAAAAAGAAACUAAAGUUACGGAAUUUACGCAAACCGACUUCAUUACUAAGGAGCGUGAACAAAUUAUAAAAGACUCUCGUCCAGGUGCACGAAAACCUACAUCAAGGGAUAGUUCACCAACAAAAUUACAAGACAUAUUUUCGGAGACGAAAUGUGACACAACUGACACCACUUAUGAUGAAUACCAUCUGUCAACACAAGACACGCAAAAGACUGGAGAGAAUAAACCUAAAGUAAUAAAGCCUAUCCGAUCGAGUAUAAGUCCAGAAAAAAGGAGUCCUAGAGAUAGCCCCAAGGGCGAAUAUCCUUCGAAGAUAAGUCAGAGUCCUGAACGCAAAAUAAGCCACAAAGGAUCACCACAAAAACCAAGGACUACUUCCCCGUCUAAACCUAAUUCGAGACCCAGCAAGAGUCCAGAGCGCAAGCCGUCAGCAGAUACCACAAAGAAACCCAUUGACAAACAAACUAGGGAACCAUCGCCAUCGAAACGACCAGCAAGUCCUGGAAAACAGCCAGGCUAUAUGAAACCAACUUCAGCUACUUUAAUAAGACAUGAGACUUAUGAUGUCGAGGAAAGCACAACUGUGAAGGAGACCAAGUCUGACGUGACAGAUAUUACAAAACAUUCUACCACGACAGAAGAUGUAAUAAAACAUCAACGUAAAUCUACAAGUCCAGACCGUAGAUCUCCAGCGAAAGACGUCCGUUCGCCUACUAAAGAGCCACUGCCUAAUGAAGGUGUGACUCCUACUUAUACAAAAUCUUCUCAUUUGAUCAAACAGGAGACUUACGAUGUUGUUGAAACUGAAGAAGAGAAGGAUUCUAAUGUGACGACAGUUCAUUCAAGAAAAUCAAUGUCUCCAACGCGUAAACCCAAAGAACCAUCUGGCAUUAUACCUAAGUCUACCCAUUUGAUCAAGCAGGAAACUUACGAUAUAGAAAAAAGCGAAGAUACAAAAGAUUCAAAGGUCAUUCGAGGCUAUCCUGGAAAAUCAACGUCUCCAACUCGUAAGCCAAAGGAGCCAUCUGGAACGAUACCUACAUCGACCUAUUUGGUCAAACAAGACACUUACAACGUUGAAGAAAGCGAUGAAACUCAUUAUACCAAGGUCACCCAGGGCUACCCAGGGAAAACAAGGUCUCCAACACGUAAGCCACAAGACACAUCAGAAAUCAUACCUAAGUCAUCUCAUUUAAUCAAACAAGAGACAUACGAUGUAGAGGAAAGAGAUUCUAAAACUACGCAAGUCCAUCGAGAAAAAUCCAAAUCACCAACACGGCAUGCGAAAGUUCCAUCGAGCGUGGCUCCGGAGAGGCAGCCUCAGGAACCUACACAUUCUCGAACCCCUUCGCCUGGAAAGAAAACCUCUAAAAUUACAAUAGAUACUGAAGAUUUUGUUAUUUCAGAAAGGGAACAAGAAGUUCUGGCCAAAGUACAAAAGUCCUUACGAAAACUUUCACCGAAUAGAUCUGAAAAAUCUCCAACACGUGGCCAAAGUCCUCCUAAGUCUACGACUAGUUUAAAGGAUAUUGAUAUCAUCACUGAAGAGUGUGUUGAUAAUGUCCAAAUUACUACUCACCAUGAAGAUACCAUGGAUGUACAAACUACAUUCAAGGAUGAUGACGCUCAUGCUAAGAAAACUAAAACUGAUAAAUCAAAAGAACCGACCAGUCAAAAGACGCCAAGUAAACCAUCGUCUCGAAAUGUCUCACCAGUCAAAAAACCUACAACAGCUUCCAGUCCAACUAAAGGAGACAAAGCACCAGAAUCACCAGGUAAAUCAAGAAGUAUCUCCCCUAAGAAAGCGCCAAGCUCCAUUGAGCGCCCGCAAUCGCCACAAGUUCCAAAAGCUAGCGGAAUUAAACCAAGAGAACCCGUUCAUUCUCCCGGCAGUCGUAAGCCGACGACCAACAUCACAUCGCCCACUAAAGCUGAUAAAACAAUUGUUACAACAGAAACAAAGAAAACUUCUGGAACAACGUCGCAAUCUAGUUUCACAAAAUCGUCAACAAUAAAAACAACCAGCAAAAUUCAAACGCCUACCAAGUAUAAUGAGCCUGAACCAAAACGAGCUCCUACACCUAAAAAUUCAUCGAUCAUUAAGAAAGAUACAGAUGCAAAAGUAACGCGAACUACGAGUGACUUAUCCUUGAAGACUAAGAAGCCUUCGCCACAGAGAAUGAAGUCAAAACCUGAAAUACAAGUGAACGAUACACCGUCCACAAAAACUUCAAAACACUCUCCUACAAGCAGACUUCAGAAACCAACCAUAUCGGUCUCACAGAGUAAGUUGCCAAGUAAACCAAAAUCAGCUACGGCAUUAAAUACGUCCACGGACGAUGAUGAUGUCAUUAUUGAUGUACAACAAGCUAAAUCAUCCAGAGAAAAUUCUCCCGAUAGAAUAUGCCCAACUCCAAUAAAUUUUGGAGAAGAGGACAUCGGUACACCUAGGUUCCCUGACGAAGUAAAUGAGCCAGAUGAUGAUUUUCGCCAACGCACUCAUCACACCAUCCACGAGGCGGAAUCUCUUGUUGACGAUAUUGUUGAAAUAUGCGAGGAUGACGAGUUAUUUGUCAAAGUAUCAGACAGUCGCAUCACUGAAUCUGAUGAAUGUCUAUUGAGUGUCAAUGAUAAAGUUACCAAGUUUACUAACAAAAUUGAGACGGUAAAUAAAGAUAAAAAGGAUGCUACGAAAUAUUUCAAAGAAACUGAAAUAAAAGUUCAUUCAGAUUACAUUGACGAAAACUUAAAGUCCGACGAGUGUCUGUUGUCUGUGUCUGAGAAAGUAAAUAAGUUUGCUAAGGGUCCUAGAGAUACUAAAGAUAGCAGAAGCCCAUCACGUAAGAUUGUUGAUGAAUAUGAUAGAAAUACGAUUUAUCAGGAUGAUUACACAAAACUAAGUGUAAAUGAUAAGGCUCAUUUGUUUGUUGAAACGGCAGAAAAUACAAAAGUUUCGAAAACAAAGCCAGCACAAAAAGUGGAGCGCCCCAAUUUGAAUGAUGUUGACGAAUCAUUAAAGAGCGAUGAUUGUUUACUAAGCGUUUCUGACAAAGUAAAUAAAUUCGUGAAAACAGCUGAGCAGUUCCUCACCCAGUCCCAAGAGGUAGAGGAAAAGGAAAAGAAGAUUAAAGAACAACAUGAUCUUAUUAUGAGAAAAAUAGUUGGAAAUAUAGAUGACGACACUGAGGAAACAGAACACAGCAUAACUACCGCCGACGAAACCGUUGUAACUGGCGAUAACGACAAUAACAAAGAUACCGAAAGAAACGUAAAGACUCGUGAAAGCGGUGACCACAAACUGGGUUCCUUCGCAAAGGAAACCACCUCAUCCCACGCCAAGGUCAAAGAUCACUCCGGUCCAAACUUGAGGCCCACCGAUAAAACUCCCACAAUAAAAAUAACGACUUUGCGGAGCAGCGAAGCCGUCAAAAAGGCAAAAGCUCUGUUCGAGAACAUCGCAACCACUCAAAAAACGAAAGACACCACAUCGAAGACAACAAAGCUAACGGACAUCGGCGUGAUCAAGAAGUCCCCGAAAACGGAUUCCACGAUCGUUCUUCAUCCGUCCAUCGAAGACGGCUUCGAUGCGUUGGACGCGGACAGCGAAGCGGACGCCGCGCCCGACGCGCCAGAAGUCGAAGACCGUCCCGUCGGGAAGACUCCCGCUCUCGCGCCGCACCACGCCCGCGUGCUCGACGACAAGCCGCGAGGGAGCCCGACUCGACUCACGACGCAGUCGCCGGAAGUCCCGCGGACUCGCUCGCCGAUGCGGCAAAGCGCCGAAACCACCGCGGCCGGCAAAACGGCGACCGCUCGCCAUCCCGCACAGAGAGCCGAAUCGCCAAACUUGCGGUCGGACGCCGAAAAGACGCCCCAGGAUAAGGUGCCUGGAUACCAGCGUCCGACGAAAACUAGCCAGAUUAAGGAAGAAACGAAAAUCGUGGAGGAGACGGAAGCGAGCAGCCGGCGGGGAAGCGGCAAGUUCGGCGUCGAGCUGCGCCGCGCCAGCGCCGAGCGCGCGCCCGAGCGCCGCCGCAGCCUCGACCACCACCAGCCCUGCAUAGAAGAUAUCUACGAUCUGGACCUCCUGGAACAAAUGUUGGAAAAGGUCGCGGGCUACGAGCAGAGGCGACGCAUCCGAGCUCAGAUAAGAGUGGCCAGGAAGACGGCGGAGACCGAGCGGACGCAUGACGAUUCUAAUCACUUGAGGGUGACGAAACAGAGCACGCUGCGAGUGUCACAUUCCAGAUCUCCCGAUCGACGCAGCUACGGCAGGUCGCCUGACCGUCAGUCGAAAUCGACUCCCCAAAGAACUACCUCGCCGGAGCGCCACCCGAAGGCCACGCCACAAAAAGCUUCUUCACCAGAUCGUCUGGCAAAAACGGCGCCGCAGAAGCCUGAACGAAGCCAGCCCAGGGACACCUCGGUGCUGUUGAACGGUCACGCAAAGGAACCCGCGAAAGCGGUCGGCGACUUGACCCGGCAGCGAACCCGCAGCCCAGAAAAACCGAUUCCAAAGGUAGCCACUAAAACGAGAAGCCCUGUCAGGCAGCCCAGCCCAGAAAAGAAGACGAGAACCACGUCUCCUAGCAAAACGGCUCCUGCCAAGCCCAAAUCGAAUCGAUUCAAUGAGUACGCGACGGCCUACAUGAAGAAGGCAGGAAUGAACGAAAGCGAUAAACUUAAGUUCGCCGAGGCUAAAACUAAGAAAGCCGAUACUGCUGCUCGGAAGACCGUGAAACAGGCUGAAGGAAUCAAGGUGACGGAGACCAAACAUGUGACUUCGUCGACGUUGAGGAGCCACACGGAGCGGACGUCAUCAAAAGAUGAAAUUGAAAUCGUGCAUAUGAACGGGAAAAGAUCUCCAUCGCCUGAGAAAAAACGAAGCCCCGAGCGUCAGGAGAUCCAGAAUGAUAGACUGCGCGAAAAGUCUCCCAGUCCAGUCAUAAAACGGCAGAAGUCGGACACAAGCAAGAAGGAAACGAUUAUCAAGACCGUUUAUGAGAUCGACAAGAAAGUGCCGACGAAUACGGUGCAAGAAGAUAAACCGUCCUGGGUGACGAACAGGAAUUUGAAAAAGAUCACUUCCGAAACGAGGACAUUCAGCAGCAAGAAGAUUGAAGCUGAGAAACCUAAGUAUCGCGCGACGAGUCCUUCGAAAGUGAUAUCGAAGCCCAUCGACGUCAUCACGUCGAGCUACGGGCCGGGGCCGCUGGACUCCGACGGGAAGCCUCUCUUCGGCAUCAAGGCUCUCCGCAACGGCGCUUCGAACGUCCAAGUGAAAGGCACGGUGAUCCGCCAAGAGUUCCACUCGCGCAACGGUAGCUCACCUGAAGGCUCCGUGUCCGUCACCGCCUACUCCAGCUCGCCCGACGCGCUCGAGCGGCUGCUGCGGGCCCAGGGCGAGCGGCCGUCGCGCCUGCACGGGCUCGCCGCCAUCACCACCACCAAGCGCUUCGGCGGCGACACCGGCGCCUCCUACCACGACGUGCACACGAAAGAGGAGCGCGCCGCGCUCGACCAGUUCACGCACAGCGACCGCCGCGUCAUCGACAGCCGCGUCGUGGACAUCUCUGACGUCACCAGCGCCGCGCACGACAGGCUCGGCUCGGAGGACAGGAUGAUCGAGGACCGACAGGAGAGAGCGACCGACAAACGGGUCACCGAGGAAAAACAGGAUAGGUUGACGAACAGAUACACCACCGAGGGCCGACAAAACAGGAUGACGUCAAAAACGGAAAGCAGGCAGGAGAGAAUCGCUUCUGACAGACACCAAACGGAGGGUAGAAAGGAGAGAAUCACUGUUGAGAGGCAGGCUCCUGAAGGCAGAGAGGAGAGGAUUACGGAGGUCCGACAGGAGAGGGUGGAGAGCAAAGAGGAGAGGCCGCGCGUCCAGAGGACCGAGGACCGACACGAGAGGACGGAGAGGGUACAGCGGAGAGAGGACAAGAAGACCGUCAGGCAGAGCUCGGUCAAGUCGCUCACGGAGAAAUACAUCAAAAGUGCGAGUGAGCCUCGGAGCGAGCGCAGCGCGUACCCGAAGGCGGGUCUGAUCCUGCGCACGGCCGGCAUGAAGGACUCCGUGUCCAGCGACUCCUCCACGCACGCAGGUCUCGCGCGCACCGACAGCGAGCAUAGCCUGGGCUCUGUAGAAGACAGCACCGUAGUGUCGUCGACCACGGACCGCGACGGGCGCGUCACCACCACCACCACCACGCGGCGCGUGGUGCCCUCGCACCACAGCACCACCUCGCACCGCAGCGUCUCGCACCACGCCACCACGCACCAGGCCGGCCAGGAGCGCUCCUUCCUCGACAGCUCCACGAAGGUCACCGGCGUGCAGGACAUACUGACGCGGAUGAAGAAUGCUGACAUCGUGAUCCAGGAGGGCGACUCGUCGGAGGACAGCGAGGCGCGCGCGCUGCUCAACAAGUUCCUGGGCGCCACCGUGCUCAUGAGCGGCAUGCAGGCCUACGUCACCGAGCGCCCCGGCGGCAAGCUCUCCGUCAAGCAGGAGACAGUCCGCAGCAGCGGCGGCAAGGUCAGCAGCACCCGCAGCGUCGAGGAGUUCGACCUCGAGCAGUGCUGGGACGAGCGCGUCUUGAGGAAACUCUUGGACGAGUGCACCGACUACGAGCAGCGUCGUCGAAUACGCGCGCGCAUCCGCAACCUCAUGGCUGAACAAGAAGCGUGCGCGAGCGCCGUGACGGAGGCGCUGGCGGCGGCCGGCGAGCCCGCGGACGGCGACGCGCGCGAGGAAGAAGAAGUAACCACUGUGACAUCGAGCGUGAGGAGGGACUCGUCUGAAAAAACUGUUAGCAGUAGUACCACUACUAAGUCUUCGAAAGUGAUCGAGAGCAUGAGCCGGCCGGCACCGAAGCCCGUGUCGCCGUUCGCCAAGUUCCGUCAGCUUGAGAAGCAAAAUUCCACCAACAGUCCCAACUCGCCCAAGACUCCGCAGAGCCCGGGCUCUCCGUCGCAGCCGUACUUCAAGUUCACGGACCCCGCGCUGCAAGCCAGCGCCCUCACUAUUAAAGAACGGUUGCUGCAGUGGUGUCGCGACAAGACCCGGGACUACGAGAAUGUGAAGCUGGAGAACUUCUCGACGAGCUGGGCGGACGGGCUGGCGUUCUGCGCGCUGCUGCACCACUUCCUGCCCGACGCCUUCGACUACGCCGCGCUCACGCCCGACAAGCGCCGCCACAACUUUACGCUCGCCUUCAAAAUUGCUGAUGAGAAGGCGGGCAUCUACCCGCUGCUAGACGUGGACGACAUGGUGGCCAUGCGCAAGCCGGACUGGAAGUGCGUGUUCACGUACGUGCAGGCCAUCCACCGCCGCUUCAAGGACCACAACUGAAGCACCGUCCGACCACGCCGCACUUCAACCCUCGAUACCAGCUGAUCGUUGUCUGGAAGUUUAACACGUUCACUGUUCAAUUCUAAAGUGAACGGGCUAAACUAGAAACUGUUACUUUUGUUAACCUCUGGUAAUCUGAUAAAGCUAUUUCUACCGAUUGGUUUCACUAGUCAAAACUGUAACUGAAGUUUACGUUAUUUCUAUAAGAGUAUAGAACUAAACCUGUGGAAAGUAACAGUUUCAGUAUAUUAUUAUUAUCACCAUAUUCUGCUUCUGGUUGCUUUGUUUUAAGGACGAUUGCAGUCCAUAUGCCAAAUUGUUUGAUCAUUUAGAAUAGUCGGCGUCAGAAGCCGACUAUGGCGGCUGGUGUAUUUCCGAAGUGCGGCGUGGUCCCGCCAGCGCCGGCUAGGUCGCAGUAGUUGAACGCUAAAGUCACAAAGUGUAUCGUUAUCGGGAGUGCGUCGCGGCGUCCAAAGAGCGUAUGUUGUUGAUAUUGUUUGUUUGUUAUUUGUCAGAUGUUUAUCGUCGCGUCCGCCCGACUCGUCGUUUCUCCAAGCGCAGUCUCGUAUAAGUCCUCCUAUUUAUUGUAUAAUCUCAAGAUGUAUGUGAUUUCUUUUAUAUUAGCUCGUAAGUUGACUAACCGUACCGAUCGACUCAGGUUAUAGUCUGUAGAUUUUAUACGCGUACUUUCGCUAUUCAUUUCUUCGGGAUCGCUUUUUCUUAUAAUUCAUAAGGAAGUCGUAUCCGCACUCAGAGUACGCAAAGUACCGACGUUUAUUACGAAUCAUUAACAAUUUUCAUAUCCGCUACUGGACUACUAUUACAUUUGACAAUAAUAACAGCUUGAAAUAAUCGCCUACUGACUUUUAUGAAAUUGAUAUUAUUAUUAUGUUAAUUUAUAUCGAUAAUGAAAUAAAUAUGAUUAACAAUG